Messenger RNA from Polyodon spathula (Mississippi paddlefish), 1552 nucleotides. Its product is annotated as hemogen-like. The record is from RefSeq and is a predicted model, not a curated record. The transcript has 4 exons. The coding region runs from base 115 to 729 and encodes 204 amino acids. NCBI's taxonomy places the organism in Eukaryota, Metazoa, Chordata, Actinopteri, Acipenseriformes, Polyodontidae.
AUGUUUGGGCGGGAGUGUCAAACGUCUGGAAAAAGAGAAAUGACAGAAAAGCUGCUUGUUCACUUCUCUUCAACAAAAGUAUUGUGAAAGAACCUUUUUAUUUGGGAGAACAACAUGGAGAGAUAUUCAAAACGUGAUGACCCAAGUGAUAAUCAAGGUGGGAUAUCCAGUCGGUUGAGAGAUCGAGACCUCCUCAAGAAACGAAAGACAGAAGCUCAAGAGAAGGAGACUUACCAGUGGGUUCAUGGUAGGGGACAAAGUCAGAGGAAAAGACAGAGGCAGGAAAAGAAAAGCUCGCGCAGGAGGUAUCGGAGAAGGGAAAAGACACCAGAACCUGAGCCUUCACCAGAAGAGCCUUCACUAAAGGAGGAGGCCCAAGAAGAAGGUGCUCCACUGGCUGCUCCCACAGGGGGAACUUUCCUAGCUCAAGAAGACCCUUUCCAAGAGCAGAAGUCAAGCCAAGAACCCGUUGAGGGGGAACCCUCCCAUGCAGAGCCGUACUCUCAGAAUAGCAGUAAAACUGUGGAAGCAUUUCUGAUUGAGGAUGUGGGUCCUGAGGGAGAGAACAAGCAGAAGGAGGCCCCCUGCUCUCAGGAGACUCUUCGUGUUGUGCCAGACUUUAGUGAAGAACUACCCACUGCUGCAACAGACACUACAGAGGUUUUCAACACCCCUACGCUCGAAUCUGCUCUUCCGGAACAAGAAUACCUGCCAGGAACUUAUUUCUAAGGAGGCUCACUGAACAUUUCAUUGUUACAGUUUGAAAUAUGAAAUGCCUUUAUAAUUAGAUGGGGGAGGAGCAAAUGGGAUUGAGUGGUGUUGAAUUAGCAUAAAAAAUUAUCUUUGAAAUUAUGUUUUUGGAACAUUAGCACCAGUAGUUCAUACUUCAAACCAACCUAUAGAUGAAGGCUACUGAGAUGAAGAGAUUAAUAACCACAUGUGAAAUAUUUUAUUGGAUUUAGAGUAGUUUACCUUAAAAUACAAUUUCACCUUUCACUAAAUUCUUACAAAGCUUAAAUGUUUUUUCUUUUCUAUCAGGGACAUAAACUCCUUAACCAGAAGAUAUUGUUUUCAUUUUUUUUUUAUUGUUUACUGCUGCAUGUAUUUGAAACUCAAUUGCAGUUUGUACAGCAGUUUUAAUGGCAUGAUAAAGGCUGACAUGGUCGAUUUUAGUACGUAUAGUAUAUAGCAUUAUGUUACUAUGUUUUAAAAAUAGUUAUUUCAAAGUGGGUUGGUGUUUAAUAUAUUCCUGUAAAAUAUGCACCCUUAUGAAGGAAUUAGUUUUGGACAUUUGAGCAAAUAUGAUGUAUUUUUAUUUCUGUGUUUAUUUACAAAAAAAGGUGUAGAAAUAAAAAAAAAGCAAUAAAGUUUAUAAGGAUGUGUAUGUCUAACUUUUUGUUCCAUGUUAAGCAUGUCAUGUAUGCAGUUGUAAUACAUUCCAUUUAUAGAACCUGUUUAUAGAACAUGCAUGACCAAAAUUAAUGAUGUCAUGCAACUUGAUUAGUAUGCCGUAAAAAAAAAUAAUUGUAGAUGAAUGUGUGUGUAUAUAGGC